AUGCAGCUACGACUGCUCUUCUUUCUUUUCUUUCUCGUUUCGAGCACUUUCAGCGCGAGUCUAUCUGGGCGGGAUACCUGUAAUAACCUCAAAUCGAUACCUUUGCGAGACAUACCCGUUCCCUCAUUCCCUCCUUUUGACCCCGACCUCGCUCAAAUUAUGCGGUACCGCAAACAAGUUUCCGUCAACCUGGGCUCGUGGUUUGUUUUGGAACGCUGGAUGUCUCCUUCCAUGUUUACUUCGGUCUCUGGCCAAUCCGAACUUGAUGUGGCUUCUGCAUUUGACCCCUCGUGCUCACGGCGGCUGCUCGAACGACACUGGGCAAGACAUAUGAACGAUUCAGACUUUGCUUACCUCGCAAGCAUCGGCGUCAAUACGGUCAGGCUACCUUUGGGUUACUGGACGCUCGGGCCAGAGUAUUGUAAAGAUACCCCCUUUGACUCUGUUGCCCCUGUCUACCGCAAUGCUUGGAGUUUUCUUGUGAACGCGAUCAAUCAAGCCGCAGCGCAUAACCUGGGCGUACUCAUCGACUUACACGGCGCUGUUGGGAGUCAAAAUGGCCAACCUCAUUCCGGCACCUCAGAUCGUCGUGUUGGCUUGUUCAAUAGUCCCUCGAAUGUGGCCAAGACCAUCUCUGUUUUGACAUAUCUGACCCAGCAACUAUCCAAUGUCUCGAAUGUGGUCGGUAUCCAAAUUCUCAACGAACCUCAAGACAACCCAAAGCUCAGCGACUUUUAUACCAAAGCGAUCACAGCUAUGAGAGCAGUGUCCCCAAGCGCACAGACUCUACCACUCUAUAUUCAUGACGGCUUCAAUUUCCAGAAAUUCAGCAAAUUCGUCGCCAAGCGAAGCGAUUUCGUAGUGCUGGACUACCAUUCGUACUUUGUUUUCACCUCUCAAGACGCCAACGAUUCGGCAUACAACCUAACACAGAAAGUCACUCGCUCUGUCCAACCAAUGCUGGCAAAUGCGAACUUGCGCGGCAACCUCGUUGUUGGCGAGUGGUCUUGCGCACUCACACCACGCAGUCUAUCGUAUGAAAAGGACAAGGAAGCCGCUCGAAGAUCGUUCUGCAAUACUCAACUUGAUGUCUAUUCUUCUGUGGCAGCCGGAUGGUCCUUCUGGUCAUAUCAGCUAGAACAGUGCAAUCUCGACUGGUGCUUCCUCGCCGAUGUUGGUCGGAUUCUGCCCUCAGACUUUUCUCAAUCUUCCGAUGCAUGUGGCUUGCAACAGACAGACGAUGACGGCGGGCUUUUCAGAAGGGUGGAUCACGAAGCUCACCGUUUCUCAACACGCCGAAAACGACAAUCGUAUGAUGCUCAUCAGAAGUCUCAGGCGAAGGGUUACUCUGAUGGAAUGGACGCAGUUCGCCGCUUUUGUGCCUCCAACUCUCAAUUGGGUUUUGCGGAGCAGUUUGUCCAUGACCAAAUACAAGCACUCGGACCCGAUGUGGUAGCUCCUGGCACAGAGUCGGAUUACAAGCAAGGAUUCUUUCAGGGUAUGGAGGACGGUCGUGGAGGGCAAUAG
Messenger RNA from Mycena indigotica, 1527 nucleotides. Its product is annotated as Glycoside hydrolase. Lineage: Eukaryota; Fungi; Basidiomycota; Agaricomycetes; Agaricales; Mycenaceae. The record is from RefSeq and is a predicted model, not a curated record. Gene Ontology annotation, molecular function: glucan endo-1,6-beta-glucosidase activity. The coding region runs from base 1 to 1527 and encodes 508 amino acids. Gene Ontology annotation, cellular component: cell surface; extracellular region. Gene Ontology annotation, biological process: glucan catabolic process. The transcript has 2 exons.